AUGAACAAGAGUCAACUGAAGAACAUGUCGCGCGAGGAAAAUGUAUACAUGGCCAAGCUAUCUGAACAGGCUGAGCGGUAUGAGGAGAUGGUUGAAUUUAUGGAGAAAGUUGCAAAGAGUGCUGAUACUGAUGAGCUGACUCUGGAGGAACGAAAUCUCCUUUCUGUGGCCUACAAGAAUGUGAUUGGUGCCAGGAGGGCUUCCUGGAGAAUCAUCUCAUCCAUUGAGCAGAAGGAAGAAAGCCGUGGGAAUGAGGAUCAUGUCAAGGUUAUUAAGGAAUACAGGGCAAAGAUUGAGGCUGAACUCAACAAAAUCAGUAAUGGGAUUUUGAGCCUCCUAGAUUCCCAUCUCAUUCCCUCAGCCUCCUCAGCAGAGUCCAAAGUGUUUUAUUUGAAGAUGAAGGGUGAUUACCAUAGGUAUAUGGCUGAGUUUAAGACUGGAGCUGAGAGGACGGAAGCUGCUGAGAGUACUUUGUCAGCUUACAAGUCUGCUCAAGAUAUUGCAUUAGCUGAAUUGGGUCCCACACACCCGAUCAGGCUCGGACUUGCACUUAACUUCUCUGUUUUCUAUUACGAAAUCCUUAACUCAUCCGAUCGCGCUUGCAACCUUGCCAAGCAGGCUUUUGAUGAAGCCAUCUCUGAGCUAGAUACAUUGGGCGAGGAAUCAUACAAGGACAGCACUUUGAUCAUGCAACUUCUCCGAGACAAUCUGACACUUUGGACUUCUGAUGCAGCGUUAACCAAGAUUUUUCACGAAUCUCCCAUUUUCCCCAAAAUCAAACACCUACCCUACUCUCUUUCACUCCCCUCCCCAUUUUCGUUCGGUCGUCGAUUCCCGUCCGACCGCACUGCUAAAUCCAGUGUUGUCGUCACAAUAACUGAACGCGUGGCCAUCUCUUGUAAGAUUCCAGUUGUCGAAUGGGUGGAAAGAAUUCGAGAGUUUGCCACAGUUGCCAGCUGUGCAUCUCCGUGCAUUACCAGCCUGAUUGUAGUUUGUUGUAAUAGCAGCAACUUAUGUCCUAAUAGCAUAUUCCAUUUCCAUGUUGAUUUGUUUUAG
Fraxinus pennsylvanica is the source of this 1056-nucleotide messenger RNA. The record is from the annotation of a GenBank genome assembly. Lineage: Eukaryota; Viridiplantae; Streptophyta; Magnoliopsida; Lamiales; Oleaceae.